UCCUCUGCCUCUUCAUAAUUUUGCACCGUACUCUCUCUCUCUCUCUCUCUCUCUAUCUGUGACUAAGUCUUCAAUCACCACCAUGGUUUCUUGCAAUGACCAGAACUUGGUGCAUAACAUCAAGAUUUCAUCGGUCGGGCCGGGACGAGUUACGGGUUCGGACGUGAUGUACGAGCCCAGUGGGAUGGACUUGGCCAUGAAGCUUCACUAUCUGAAAGGUGUCUACUUCUUCAGUAGUGAAGCAACACAAGGGAUGAACAUUAUGCGCAUCAAGGAAAGUACGUUCUACUGGUUUAAUGAGUUCUACAUGACCUGUGGACGGUUCCGGCGAUCGGACAUCACCGGCAGGCCAUACAUGAAGUGUAAUGACUGUGGUGUAAGGGUGAUCGAGGCACAGUGUGACAUGACGGUGGAUGAAUGGCUUGAAACGAAGGAUUCUUCCCUCAAUAACCUGCUUGUUUACCAUCAGCCAAUUGGUCCUGAAUUAUCCUUUUCUCCAUCUAUUUACUUACAGGUAACUAAGUUCAAAUGUGGAGGAAUGUCACUGGGCUUGAGUUGGGCCCAUGUACUUGGAGACCCAUUUUCUGCUUCUGAAUGCCUUAACAAAUGGAGCCCAUUUCUUGCUGGUCUCAAGUCCAAUGGGCCUUUGCAAAUCAGAAGAUCACCCAAAAGGCUUGAAAACUCAGAACAUGCAAAACAACCACUUUCACUGAAGCGGGUCGACCCGGUUGGUGAUCAUUGGGUAACUGCCAAUAACUGUAAAAUGGAAACAUUUUCAAUCUAUUUAACUGCCUUGCAGGUAUCUCACUUUCUCUCAAAAAUUUGGGGUCAGAAUCCUAUUGAAGAAGCUCCAUUGUUUGAGUCUCUGUGUGCCAUAAUGUGGCAAUGCAUAGCCAAAGUUAGAGAAGAGCAUGAGCCCAAAUUAGUGACAAUUUGCAAAAAGGAUCCUAAUUAUCCAAAAAGUGGGAUUUUAAGCAACACUCAGAUUAUAAGUUCUGUUGAGGCAGAUUUUUCCAUCAAAGACUCAGAUUUGAAGAAAUUGGCAAAUUUGCUAGUUGAUCGAGCAUCAGACGAGAGAAAUCAAAUCGAAAAGAUGGUAGAGAAAGAUAAUGGAUUGAUCGAUUAUAUAAUAUAUGGAGCAAAUUUGACAUUUGUUGAUUUUGAAAAGGCUAAUUUAUAUGGACUCGAAUGGAAUAAAUAUAAACCGAAAUUCGUACACUAUACUAUUCAAGGAGUCGGAGAUGAAGGUGCCGUUUUUGUGCUUCCAUGGCCGGAAGACAGUGAAAAACACAACGGGGAAGGAAGAGUUGUGACGGUGAUUUUGCCGGAAAAAGAUGUGACAAAGCUUAAAUGUGAGCUGAAAGAUAAUGGUAUAUUGCUCCAAGGUGAUCUUGAAUGAGCACGGGGUUGAUAAUGCUGAUUAAUUAAAUGAGUACGUUGUUAAUUAUUUUAAUCAAGUGGUGUGGAGUAAGGCUUGACUGCAGAUUUUGGAAUAAUGUUUUAGCACUCUUCUAUUGUACUUGAAGAUCACGUAAUCAUAAUAAUUCCCCUUCUUCUUA
Hevea brasiliensis (rubber tree) is the source of this 1559-nucleotide messenger RNA. Its product is annotated as protein ECERIFERUM 26. The transcript has 2 exons. The coding region runs from base 83 to 1399 and encodes 438 amino acids. Gene Ontology annotation, molecular function: acyltransferase activity, transferring groups other than amino-acyl groups. The record is from RefSeq and is a predicted model, not a curated record. NCBI's taxonomy places the organism in Eukaryota, Viridiplantae, Streptophyta, Magnoliopsida, Malpighiales, Euphorbiaceae.